AUGCCCAAACGAACAGCUGACAAUCAAGAAACCCAAGGGUCUCUCAAGGCCGGACAACGACCAGACUCCGGAGCAAACGGUGAAACCUCACUUGACUUUGAGGAUGAAUUCGAAGAUGAAUACGAGUCCGAAGACGAAGUGACGGAGGCUGGUGUUGAUGGAAGACCAGAUGCCGAAAGAGAAGCAGACCAGGCACAAGAUGCUAUGGAAAUAGACACAAAGGAACAGACAUUCAUACCGGGACGGUCAAUACUGCAGCCAGGCAUGUCUUUGACACCCGACCGUUCGACCUAUGAGAUGCUCCACGUCAUGUCCACGACAUGGCCCUGUUUGUCCUUCGACGUCGUACGAGAUAAUUUGGGAGACCAGCGAAAACAGUAUCCAAGAACAUUGUAUGCAGUUGCCGGCACCCAGGCCGAGUCAACACGUGCGAAAGAAAAUCAACUCUACAUUCUUCGAUUGAGCAGUUUAUCUAAAAUGGAUCGAGGCAGCCAAGCAGAUUCCGAAAGUGACAGCGAUAAUGAUGAUGAUGACGAGGCUUCGUGUGACCCAAUUCUCGAGUCGAGAUCAAUACCGCUUCCUUGCACAACCAACAGAAUCCGAUCCUUUCAACCGUCACCUGCCACUUCCGAUAUGACCUCAAUACCACAGACAUUGACGGCUACUUCGCUCGAAAAUGGCCAAAUUCUCAUCCACGACGUCUCUCCAUACCUCCAAUCACUCUCGACACCGGGCUUUACAGUCCCUCCCAAUGUGUCAAAAACGCUUAGCACUUUACGAAUGCACAAGACGGAAGGCUAUGCCCUAGAUUGGGCUCCUUCCGCCUCUCACCCGAACGGUCGACUUCUGUCUGGUGACAAUGCCGGUCAGAUUUUUAGCACACAGCGGACAGAAGGUGGCGGUUGGGUGACUGACACCAGGCCGUUUGUCGGUCACACGGAUGCAGUCGAAGAACUUCAAUGGUCGCCGAAUGAGAAAUUUGUCUUUUCUUCUGCAAGCUCCGAUGGCACUGUUAAAGUGUGGGAUGUUCGAAGUAAGAGUCGAAAGCCGGCAGUCGACGUGAAGGUUAGCAACACCGAUGUCAAUGUGAUGUCUUGGUCCAGGCGGACAUUCCAUCUCCUCGCUACAGGCGCUGAUGAUGGUCAGUGGGCAGUUUGGGACCUCCGACAAUGGAAACCACAACCAGGAACGACUCCUGGCUCCCAGCUCAGACCAAUCCCCGUUGCCGACUUCCACUUCCACAAGAAACCAAUCACCUCAAUUGAGUGGCAUCCUACGGAUGACAGUGUAGUUGCUGUCGCCUGUGCAGACAAUACGGCAACUCUUUGGGACCUUGCAGUCGAGUUGGAUGAUGAAGAAUACGGUAAAGAGGCUGGCUUAGGAUUAGGUGAAGGAGCCGAAAAGGUGCCUCCACAGUUGCUGUUCAUUCAUCAUGUUGAAGAUGGCAAGGAAUUACACUGGCACCCGCAAAUGCCCGGCACUGUCAUGGUGACAGGCGGAAGUGGACUUGGGGUUUUCAAAACUAUCAGUGUUUAG
This is a messenger RNA of Rhinocladiella mackenziei CBS 650.93, 1536 nucleotides long. RefSeq lists its product as uncharacterized. The record is from RefSeq and is a predicted model, not a curated record. NCBI's taxonomy places the organism in Eukaryota, Fungi, Ascomycota, Eurotiomycetes, Chaetothyriales, Herpotrichiellaceae. Gene Ontology annotation, molecular function: protein binding. The transcript has a single exon. Bases 1 to 1536 code for a protein of 511 amino acids.